Messenger RNA from Populus euphratica (Euphrates poplar), 713 nucleotides. Its product is annotated as macrophage migration inhibitory factor homolog. Lineage: Eukaryota; Viridiplantae; Streptophyta; Magnoliopsida; Malpighiales; Salicaceae. Gene Ontology annotation, molecular function: phenylpyruvate tautomerase activity. Bases 6 to 353 code for a protein of 115 amino acids. The record is from RefSeq and is a predicted model, not a curated record. The transcript has 3 exons.
CGAAAAUGCCUUGCUUGAACAUUUCGACGAACGUUAAUCUUGAUGGCGUCAACACAUCUGCCAUCCUCUCUGAAGCCUCCUCUCAGGUCGCCAAAAUCAUCAAGAAACCUGAGUCUUAUGUGAUGAUUGUGUUGAAGGGCUCGGUUCCAAUUUCAUUUGGAGGAACUGAGAAGCCAGCAGCUUAUGGUGAAUUGGUAUCUAUUGGUGGCCUUAGCAGUGAUGUGAACAAGAAACUGAGUUCUGCAAUUUCAACUAUUCUUGUGUCAAAGCUGUCGGUGCCCAAGUCCCGGUUCUUCCUCAAGUUUUAUGAUGUCCAGCGCUCCCACCUUGGUUGGAAUGGUUCCACCUUCUAAAUCCAGCUUCUUGCCUGACUUGCCAUCAGACUUUGACACCACGCUUUCAGACAGAUGCGUCUUUGGUGCUUUGCGGUUGUAGAAACCUCAUCUAAUUAGUAGGAUAUUUCUGUUUCCGUCUAGGGUUAUGGCAUGGAGAACGUGAAUGCUUUUAAACUGUGCCUCUUUUAUGGGAAAACCAUGUUUUUAAUUGCUUGAAAUCUAACCUAAAUAACUGUUUAGUCAUUGAUGGAUGUUCUGUGACAUGCAUAUUUAGACUUCGCAUCUUCAUAUGAUCUCAAACUAGUUAUUGAUUCUUGUUCAGACUGUUCAGCAUAAAUCUUGUUAACCCUACAACGAAGAGAACUCGGACAUUGGAUU